Messenger RNA from Gilbertella persicaria, 781 nucleotides. Its product is annotated as thaumatin. The transcript has a single exon. Lineage: Eukaryota; Fungi; Mucoromycota; Mucoromycetes; Mucorales; Choanephoraceae. The coding region runs from base 18 to 728 and encodes 236 amino acids. The record is from RefSeq and is a predicted model, not a curated record.
CUUUACUUGUGUUCAAUAUGCAACUCUUCCAUCUUUAUCUUGUCUCUUUUAUCGGCUUGGCCUCUGCUUUGCCUUCAUUUGAAAAGCGUGCAGAUCAGACUAUUAUCAAGGUAGUCAACAACUGUGGCAAGACGCUUCAAGUAGGUCAUUUGAAUCCUGCUGAUACUUCUGGCACCCCUGAUUCUGUAGCUACUGGUGGUUCCAAGACAUACUCUUUCAGCAAGAACUUGGCUUCUCUUCGUUUCUGGGCACGUGUAGAUUGUCAGGGCGGCUCUGACUGUCAAACUGCAGGUGCUGCUUUUCCUGCUUCUUUGGCUGAAUUUACAUUUAACGGUGCUAAUGGUAAAGACUUUUAUGACUUGUCUUUUGUGGACGGCUACAACUUGCCUCUUAGCGUCACACCUACUAACCCUGCACCCAGCAAUGGAGAAGGUGGCAAGUAUUGGUGUGGUACACCUGCUUGUAAGAAUUUGCCUGCUUGUCCUUCUGGAUUCACAAAGAGCUUAAAUGGCAAGAACAGUGGUUGUGUUAGUGCUUGCUCAAAGUUUAACACUGAAGAAUACUGUUGUACUGGCUCUCACAACACGUCUGCUACCUGCCCUAUCAACAGUUAUGCUGCAAAGAUCAAACAAGCUUGUCCUGAUGUCUAUUCUUACGCUUACGAUGAUAAAGCCAGUCUUUAUCAAUGUAAAUCUUCGUCAUACACCAUUACUUGGUGUCCCAAGUAAAAUAUAUGUAUAUUUAUUACAAUAAAAUUUAUUAUAUUGCUUUAUGACUGCAG